Aspergillus heteromorphus CBS 117.55 is the source of this 1798-nucleotide messenger RNA. Its product is annotated as fungal specific transcription factor domain-containing protein. Lineage: Eukaryota; Fungi; Ascomycota; Eurotiomycetes; Eurotiales; Aspergillaceae. The coding region runs from base 1 to 1728 and encodes 575 amino acids. Gene Ontology annotation, biological process: DNA-templated transcription. Gene Ontology annotation, molecular function: zinc ion binding; DNA binding. The record is from RefSeq and is a predicted model, not a curated record. The transcript is spliced from 7 exons.
AUGCCGCCCACCACACCGACGUACCCUCGGCUAACCACCAUCUUCGGCCCCAAUCCCAACAUCUCCUUCUUUCCCGCGAAGCGCGUGCGCUCCAUCAGUGACAGGCUGGGUCAUAAUCGACUGGAUCAGUUGCUAGAGGAAAUCCGCGCCGUGGUUGCGAGCAAGGUCAAGGCCACCUCAUCUAUCCCUCAGGCUCACGUCAACGUACACCAGGGCGCAGAACCCGACCAUGACCUGCCCGGCCUGGAGACCAUCAACUCCCAUAUCGGUGCGUACUUUGAUACCGUCCAUCCGCUGUACCCGUUCCUCUCUCCGGACGCCUUUCGUCAGAGGGCCGCGGUGCCAGAUCUGGCUCAGUCUCUGGCGGCCGACAAAAGCUGGGCUGCUCUCUUCUACGCAGUCCUGGCUAUCGGGUGCCAGAAUAAUGAGGGGGGGAGCUUCGAGGCUGGCAUCGGAGAGGCCUGGUCGUACUUUGAACGGUCUCUGUCGUACUUCCAGGCUCUCCUUUUCGGCAGAGGGUCCUUGACUGCAGUUCAAGCUUUCAUGGCUCUGGCGAUAUUUUCAUCAACAGUGUCUGCCUUCCAAUUUGAGCCUUUGAUGCUCUCAGAGGCCGCCACAAUGGCACAAGGGCUGGGAUUCAAUCGGUCGAACAGUCCGCAAGAAGGCCCUUGCCGUCGCACGUUCUGGGUACUGUACUUCAUGGAAAAGACGUCUUGCUUCACAACCGGCAAGGUUUCGAUUCUGGAGGACGCGAAUAUCAGCUGUGCGAUCCCCGAUGUCCCGGAAUCCACGUUCGAUGACUACGACUGGUUCUUCAGCUUCGUCAAGUAUGCGCGUCUAGUCGCCAAAAUCCACCAGUCUCUCUUCACCAUCAGUUCAGUCAGCCAGCCCCUAACGGCCUACAACUCUCUGGUGGAGAGCCUACGCCUGGAGCUGGAGAGCUGGCGCUUAUCCGCCCCACCCCGAUUCCGACCGGGGGAGAUGCUGAAACCGCGUUUGUUGCGCGAGUCCUUGACCGUCCAGGUCGCCUUGACUACUCACUUUCUUUACUUGAACGCCCUCCUCACACUGUCCUGGACCGUUUUGCAUUAUGGUGCUGUUCGCCUGGGGACCACACAGCAGGAGGUCAUGAAGCGCGACUUGAUGCGGACAGCACGCAGUGUCCUAGAACUGACGGGCUAUAUCGAGGUGGCACCCUCCACACCGGUUUGGAUCCUCGCCGUUCUGCCCCUUUCCUCCCUGAUGAUCCUCUUCGACCUCGUCGUUCAUAACCCGAAUCACCCCGAGACCGGCCUCAGCUUGGCGCUUCUGGACAUCGCAGGCGGGCACUUCAGCCGACUCGAAUACGCCAGUAAAGGGGCGCUCCCUGGCUCUCUCGUCGCUGAGUUUGCACACCUUGCACGCAACUACGUGUCGGAAACCCGCAAGUCCAAAUCCCGAGAGGCUAGUGAGAAUGUCCCAUUGCAGCUUGCAGCGGAGGCUCCUCCUCCUCCUCCUCCCGCAGGCAUGUUGGGGACCGCGAUGAAUCUCAAUGUCCCAAUGAUGCCGCAACCUCAAGAAUCGGUCGCCGGUCUCCCUGAUGUCACCCAACCUUGGAGCCCCGCUUCACUGGACCGCAACGAAUCUCUCUUUCUACCCUUUGUCGACGACCCGAGCUAUUACUUGGGGGACUUGCAGCUGUUUGGGAUAGACGUUAGGGACCUUUUUGAUCAUCCGUACUCUUUAUAACCGUAAUCAAUCUUCUGCCUUUUUUUUUUAAUAUAUACAUGGCAGGCCCAAUUUCCAAACAGAACCUCUG